Coffea eugenioides is the source of this 1468-nucleotide messenger RNA. RefSeq names its product malate dehydrogenase, glyoxysomal. The transcript has 9 exons. Gene Ontology annotation, cellular component: chloroplast; cytoplasm. Gene Ontology annotation, molecular function: L-malate dehydrogenase (NAD+) activity. The coding region runs from base 78 to 1148 and encodes 356 amino acids. The record is from RefSeq and is a predicted model, not a curated record. Gene Ontology annotation, biological process: tricarboxylic acid cycle; malate metabolic process. Lineage: Eukaryota; Viridiplantae; Streptophyta; Magnoliopsida; Gentianales; Rubiaceae.
AGUCACUCAUAAUCGCUAAAUGAAACUUUCAUACGAACUUAGACACACAAGGUAGCAAAAGCCAGUCCAACGCGAAGAUGCAGCCUGCUGUGGAAGCCAGGCAACGUAUUGCCAGACUAUCAGCUCAUCUUAAUCCCACUAAUUCCCAGAUGGAGGCAAAUACCAUGUUGGAGCGGGUGGACUGCAGAGCAAAAGGUGGUUCUCCUGGAUUCAAAGUGGCAAUAUUAGGUGCAGCUGGAGGGAUUGGCCAACCGCUUGCAAUGUUAAUGAAGAUGAAUCCAUUAGUCUCAGUUCUUCAUCUCUAUGAUGUUGUCAAUUGCCCUGGUGUCACGGCUGAUAUUAGCCACAUGGACACUGGUGCUGUGGUGAGGGGCUUUCUUGGGCAACAGGAGCUUGAGGCUGCUCUAACAGGAAUGGAGCUCAUUAUUAUACCUGCCGGUGUUCCCAGGAAGCCUGGAAUGACCAGGGAUGAUCUCUUCAAUAUUAAUGCUGGAAUUGUGAAGACCCUGUGUGAAGGAAUUGCAAAGUGCUGCCCCAAUGCAAUUGUGAACUUGAUCAGCAAUCCCGUGAACUCUACUGUCCCAAUUGCUGCAGAAGUUUUCAAGAGGGCAGGCACUUAUGAUCCAAAGAAGCUUUUGGGAGUUACCAUGCUUGAUGUCGUCAGAGCUAAUACUUUUGUGGCUGAAGUUUUGGGACUUGAUCCUAGGGAAGUUGAUGUUCCUGUUGUUGGUGGUCAUGCUGGAGUAACAAUUCUGCCUCUUCUUUCACAGGUUAAGCCUCCGUGCUCAUUUACACCAGAUGAAACUGAAUACCUGACAAAACGCAUUCAAGAUGGUGGAACAGAAGUUGUUCAGGCAAAGGCUGGGGCUGGCUCUGCAACUUUAUCAAUGGCGUACGCUGCAGUCAAAUAUGCAGAUGCAUGCCUGCGUGGGCUUAGGGGUGAUGCUGGCGUCGUAGAAUGUGCUUUUGUAGCUUCUCAGGUCACGGAACUCCCUUUCUUUGCUACAAAGGUACGACUUGGUCGUACCGGAGCUGAAGAGGUCUAUCAAAUAGGACCCUUGAAUGAGUAUGAGAGGGUUGGACUGGAGAAAGCAAAGAAAGAGUUAGCAGCGAGCAUCCAAAAAGGGAUUUCCUUCAUAAAGAAAUGAACAGUGAGCUUCAUGACUACAUUGAAAUUGCUUGUAAAGCAGAGCACGCUUGGGUCAUGGAAAGAUAUUCUGGAACCUAGUAGUUAGAGAGUCCUCGCGUUUUAACAUUUGCUGGAUAGGAAGUUAAGCGAGACAAGUGGAAGUCCUUUAUGAAAGAACUUCAUUCAGAAAAAGGAAAAUUAACUUCAUUCAGAAAGAACUUUAUGAAUAUGUUUAGCAGCCAACAUCAUCUGCAGAUCAGAAAAAGCUAUGUAAAGUAAAAGUACUGCAGAUGUUUGCCUUAAUAUAUGAAGUAAAAUCAUAAUCCGCUUUCAGCUCAA